Messenger RNA from Anolis sagrei ordinatus, 2649 nucleotides. RefSeq names its product cytochrome P450 1A5-like. Gene Ontology annotation, biological process: hormone biosynthetic process; progesterone metabolic process. The record is from RefSeq and is a predicted model, not a curated record. NCBI's taxonomy places the organism in Eukaryota, Metazoa, Chordata, Lepidosauria, Squamata, Anolidae. Gene Ontology annotation, molecular function: iron ion binding; heme binding; oxidoreductase activity, acting on paired donors, with incorporation or reduction of molecular oxygen, reduced flavin or flavoprotein as one donor, and incorporation of one atom of oxygen.
UGCAGGCAGGAGCAGGAGUUUGCCCGGAGAGCUGCAGGGGGCGCAUCUGGCCGUGGAAAGGGCCGAUUGACUUCCAUGCGCAGAGAGCCAGAGGUGGUAGCAGCAGCAGCAGCAGCAGCCAGAGACUGAGGCUCUUUUGCCAAAGUGGGAGGAAGCCAGGUUACUUUGACUUCAAGGAACAUGGAGCUUGUCCUGAUGGGAUCCCAAACCGUGAUGUCCCUCACCGAACUCCUCUUAGCCUUGGUGGUCUUCUUCCUCGUUUUGGUGAUCAUCAAAUCUUUCCGGCAGAAGAUUCCGCCAGGGCUGAAGAGCCUCCCUGGGCCAAAGGGAUACCCGCUCAUUGGCAGCAUGUUGGACCUGGGGAAAAAUCCUCAUUUGACUUUGAGUCAGAUGCGCCAGAAAUACGGUGAUGUGAUGCAGAUCCGCAUUGGCACAAGACCGAUCCUGGUUCUGAGCGGCUUGGAGACCAUCCGGCAAGCCUUGGUCAAGCAAGGAGAAGACUUUGCAGGCCGCCCCAAUCUCUACAGCUUUCAGUUUGUUGGAGAGGGCCAAAGCCUCGCGUUUGGGUCAUGUCCUGCAGGAGUUUGGCGCUCCCGUCGGAAGGUAGCCCAGAAUGCCUUGAAGGUCAUCUCCAUAGCAGCGAAUGAAAACUUGUCAACUUGUCCGUUGGAGGAGUUUGUAUCCACUGAAGCAGAUUACUUGCUCACGAAAUUCCAGGAGCUGAUGAAGGAGAAGAAUAGCUUUGAGCCUUACCGGUACCUGGUGGUCUCUGUGGCCAAUGUCAUCUGCGGCAUGUGUUUUGGCAAGCGAUAUGAUCACGAAGACCAGGAACUGUUAAGCUUGGUGAACAUCAACAACGAUUUUGGAGAGGCCGCAGCCUCUGGCAAUCCGGCCGACUUCAUCCCUCUCCUCCGGUAUCUUCCCAACCAAACCAUGAAGGUCUUCAGGGAUCUCAACACACGGUUCGGUAACCUUGUGAAACGGAUUGCCAAGGAACAUUACAUAAGCUUCGAUAAGAACAACAUCCGCGACAUCACCGACUCCCUGAUUGACUACUGGCAGAGCAAAAAGGUGGACGUGAAUGCCAAUAUCCAGCAGUUGGGUCAAAACAUUGUCCACAUUGUUGGUGAUAUUUUUGGAGCAGGGUUUGAUACUGUGACCACUGGCCUGUCCUGGUGCCUGGCAUACCUGGUGACUUAUCCAGAAAUCCAGAAGAAAAUUCAAGAAGAACUAGAUCAGAAUAUUGGCUGCGAAAGGAAAGCCAAGCUGUCCGAUCGGACCAUGCUGCCCUACACAGAAGCGUUCAUCUUGGAGAUGUUCCGGCAUUCCUCUUUCGUGCCUUUCACCAUUCCUCAUUGCACAAUGAAGGAUACGGCACUGAACGGCUUCUACAUCCCUAAAGACACUUGUGUAUUUGUCAACCAGUGGCAAGUCAACCACGAUCCGAAACUUUGGAAAGACCCUUCUGUUUUCAACCCAGGGCGCUUUCUGGCUGCAAACGGGUCCAGAAUAAACCGAACCGAGAGCGAGAAGAUCCUGACCUUCGGCUUAGGGAGAAGGAGGUGCCUUGGGGAAAACAUCGGCAGAUGCGAGAUCUUCCUCUUCUUAACCACUUUGGUCCAGAAGCUGGAGUUCAGCAUAUGCCCCGGGAAAGAGGUGGAUUUCACUCCUCAGUACGGACUCAGCAUGAAGUUCAAGAGGUGUGAGCACUUCCAGAUCAAGACCCGUUUCUAAAAGUAGACAUUGGCAGACAUCGGGCUGGGAACGGGGAGGCCAUCAUUUACCUUGGAGUGAACGGGUUGCCUGGGGCAAGCUGAGGCAUUCAGUGCAAAGACUAACACGACAUCACAUCAUUUGCAGUUGCAAUACAAAGUGGAACUCUGAUGUGGUGAACCAUUGCAGAUGCACAUAAAGUUACUUUGAAUAAUUGGAAGCAGAGGUUGGGAAGCCUCUUGUUGCUUAUACGGACAAGACUUUGAGCUCAAGUUUGUCUAGUAGAUAUGGAUUGAGGAUUUCAACUUUGGCAUAUGGGUUUCGCCUUAAGAUGGUUGAUUAGCAAGCACCUAGGUGCCCAAAACAUUUGUUGAAGCUUCAACAGUGCCUUAUGGAUAGGGAUGAGGUGUCCUAGCAGCCAACAUUAUUCAGCAAUAGAUCAUGAGAUUGGUGGUGGACCGAAGCUUGCCCAUGCCUGAAUUAGCCCCUUCGAAGAGACACGGACACAGAUACAUUAUAAUAACACAAUGUAUGAGGAUACAACAUCUCUCAUGAAAACCUUCCAUCAUACACACACACACACAUCUAUAUAAAUAAAAAGGUAAUGUUUGUUUGUGGGAUUAACAUAACUCUAAAACCACUGGACGAAUUGACACCGAAUUUGGACACAAUGCACCUCUCAGGCCAACGAGUGACCAUCACUCAUAAAACACCGAAAAACACAGCAAAAGAGACUAAAAAAGCCAAAAAACAAAAAAAUCACAUUACAACGCAUGCGCAAAACCAUACACACACAUACAUACAUACAUACAUACACACAGACACAUGCACACAUAUACACACAUAUAUAUAUACACAAAAAACACAUAUACACAGGCUGGGCCACAGCAACGCGUGGCAGGGGAUGACUAGUGUGUGUGUGUGUGUGUGUGUGUG